Molecule: messenger RNA, 2122 nt
Organism: Manihot esculenta (cassava)
Lineage: Eukaryota; Viridiplantae; Streptophyta; Magnoliopsida; Malpighiales; Euphorbiaceae
Product: pentatricopeptide repeat-containing protein At1g80270, mitochondrial
Exons: 3
Coding region: 129-1982 (617 amino acids)
Cellular component (GO): mitochondrion
Molecular function (GO): protein binding
Source: RefSeq, a predicted model, not a curated record
AAGCCCAAAACCCUAAAUACGCAGACGAGAAAGGGUUUUAGAGGGUUUAAGGACUGAGGCUUCAAUACUUUCUUAGUUCUCAUUUCCAUUUCCUUUCAACUUGGUAUUCAUCCAAACCAUCAUUCACCAUGUGGGCUGUUCUUCGAUCUUCCAAUCCUCUCAAGUUCCGAGGAUUGAGCGUGGUAGUUUCUCGAGUUUGUUGUGCUAAAUCAGAAAUAUUUUCUAAUAACCUUGAAGCCAAUUCUGCCAUUUAUGAGUCUUCUCAAGUGCCAUCAGUCAGAUGCCUAUUUUACCACACUGAAGCUAAUUUUUCAAAGUUCUAUAUUCUAAGCCAAAGUAUGUCUUCACAAGCAGGUGCAGAAAGUAGCGAAUCAGAAGACUUGGAGGAUGGGUUUUCUGAACUCGAAACACCAGCUAGUGUUGAUUCAAAUGAAGAGAGCAGUGCAGUAGAUGGGAAUGAAGAUGAGUUAGUUUCUGAACCUGAGCUUUCUGAUGAUGGUGGUGAACACUCUGCAAUGGAAUUAUUAGAUACUGAAGCAGAUACAGGUGAGAAAGCAUCAUCAAAGAAAAAACUUGCCUCAGAACUGUUUCGAGCCAUUGUUAAUGCUCCAGGUUUGUCUAUCCAUGGGGUUCUUGAUAAGUGGGUGGAAGAAGGAAAGGAUUUGGGUAGGGCAGAGAUCUCACUGGUUAUGAUCGAUCUUCGUAAACGCCGAAUGUUUGGGAGGGCCCUGCAGCUCUCAGAGUGGUUGGAGGCCAAUAACAGACAGGACUUUGUUGAGAGAGAUUAUGCUUCUCGUGUUGAUUUGAUUGCAAAGGUGCGUGGCCUCCACAAGGCAGAGAACUAUAUUGAGAAGAUCCCAAAAUCACUUAGAGGGGAAGUUAUCUACCGAACUUUGUUGGCCAACUGUGUUGCUGCAAGUAAUGUGAAGAAAGCAGAGGAAGUAUUCAACAAAAUAAAGGAUCUUCAGUUUCCAAUCACAACUUUUGCGUGUAACCAGCUGCUUCUCCUCUACAAAAGGGUUGACAAGAAGAAGAUAGCUGAUGUUUUGUUAUUAAUGGAGAAAGAAAAUGUCAAGCCUUCACUCUUCUCGUACAAAAUCUUAAUAGACGUCAAGGGCCAAUCCAAUGACUUGACAGGGAUGGAUCAAAUUGUAGAAACCAUGAAGGGUGAAGGCAUUAAACCUGAUGUCGACACCCAAGCAAUUAUUGCUAGGCACUAUGCUUCAGGUGGUCUCACAGAAAAAGCUGAGGCUAUUUUGAAAGAAAUGGAAGGAGGAAACUUAAAAGAGCAUCGAUGGGCUUGUAGGGCUUUGCUUCCCCUGUAUGCUUCACUUGGAAAAGCUGAUGAAGUUGGGAGAAUUUGGAAGGUCUGUGAGUCGAGUCCCCGGCUAGAGGAGUGCAUAGCUGCCAUUGAAGCUUGGGGAAGGCUGAAGAAAGUUGAUGAAGCUGAGGCAGUUUUUGAUAGGAUGCUUACGACUUGGAAGAAGCUAUCUUCAAGACACUAUGCUGCGCUUUUGAAGGUUUAUGCAAACCAUAAGAUGCUAGGCAAGGGGAAAGAUUUGGUCAAGCAAAUGUCGGAUAGUGGGUGCCGCAUCGGUCCAUUGACUUGGGAUGCUCUAGUUAAGCUUUAUGUUCAAGCAGGGGAAGUUGAAAAGGCUGACUCUAUACUGCAAAAGGCUGCUCAGCAGAACCAGUUGAAGCCAAUGUUUAGUUCUUACUUGGCUAUCAUGGAUCAGUAUGCGAAAAAGGGUGAUGUACAUAAUGCAGAAAAAAUGUUUCACAGAAUGAAACAGGUAGGAUAUGUGGCUCGACUUAGGCAAUUCCAGACUCUACUCCAGGCUUAUGUAAAUGCGAAGGCCCCAGCUUAUGGGAUGAGGGAGAGGAUGAAGGCAGAUAACUUAUUCCCAACCAAGGGUUUGGCUGCCCAACUGGCGCAGGUUGAUGCAUUUAGGAAGACACCAGUGUCGGAUUUACUUGACUGAAGAUCUAGGUUGUUUCUUAUUCUGCAGUUAUUAAUUUCAACUACUUAUCUAUGUGCAGUUAUCUUCCAUUUUUAGUGGGGGUGAAACCAUUUUGGUGCUUUAUAGACCUUUUGCAGCAAAUUGUAUUGGCAUUUCUUCGA